Molecule: messenger RNA, 514 nt
Organism: Nothoprocta perdicaria
Lineage: Eukaryota; Metazoa; Chordata; Aves; Tinamiformes; Tinamidae
Gene: ENY2
Product: ENY2, transcription and export complex 2 subunit
Exons: 5
Coding region: 42-332 (96 amino acids)
Biological process (GO): regulation of transcription by RNA polymerase II; positive regulation of DNA-templated transcription; poly(A)+ mRNA export from nucleus
Cellular component (GO): SAGA complex; nuclear pore; DUBm complex
Molecular function (GO): transcription coactivator activity; chromatin binding
Source: RefSeq, a predicted model, not a curated record
GGGCGGCAGCGCUGGGAUCCGUGCAAAGCUAGGCUUGCAGAAUGAAUAAAGAUGCCCAGAUGCGAGCGACCAUUAACCAGAAGCUGAUAGAAACCGGCGAGCGAGAGCGCCUUAAAGAGUUGCUGAGAGCCAAGUUAAUUGAAUGUGGCUGGAAGGAUCAGCUGAAGGCACAUUGCAAAGAUGUGAUUAAAGAAAAAGGAUUAGAGCACGUUACCGUGGAUGAUUUGGUGGCAGAAAUCACCCCCAAAGGCAGAGCCUUGGUACCAGACAGCGUAAAGAAAGAACUCUUACAGAGAAUAAGAACCUUCCUUGCCCAGCAUGCCAGUCUUUAACUUUGACGUUGUCUUGGAUAUGUUCAGGUUUUUUUUUUUCUGUAGUGUCAAUCAUGUCAGGAUUGCAGCAUUGGAAUGCACUUUCCAUACUGAAUGAUUGAACAUUGUUUGUUUUAUGAUGAGUUGAAAUUCCAUUGCACUGCAUCAGGCUCCCCUUUCCUGUUGCUUCAUGGCUGCAGUGU